Molecule: messenger RNA, 788 nt
Organism: Momordica charantia (bitter melon)
Lineage: Eukaryota; Viridiplantae; Streptophyta; Magnoliopsida; Cucurbitales; Cucurbitaceae
Product: transmembrane protein (DUF872)
Cellular component (GO): endomembrane system
Source: RefSeq, a predicted model, not a curated record
UUUCCCAACGCCGACGUGGAAGUUUUUUGCCUUUCUUUCGACUCCACCUUCGCCUUCGCUCAUAGUCAAAAACACAGCCGGAGCUUCAACAAUUCCACCAUCGUCAUAGUCAUCUCCGCCGCCGCCGCCGCCACCAAAUCCGACUCCUUUCUCUGCCGAUCGAAGCUUCAACGCCAUAUUCUUCCUUCAACAGAGAGAGAGAGGGGAAGAUGGCGUACGUGGACCAUGCGUUUUCGAUAACAGACGAGGACAUUAUGAUGGAUUCGCCGUUCGCGGUGAACAACCGGCCACCAUUCAAGGAGAUCGCUCUCGCCGUCGCUCUUCUCGUUUUCGGCACCAUUGGAAUCGUCGUUGGAAUCGUCAUGGCCAGUAAUCGAGUCGGUGGUGAUCGUGCUCACGGGGUGUUUUUCUCUUUGUUGGGAGGUCUCUUGUUUAUUCCGGGUUUCUAUUACACGCGGAUUGCCUACUACGCUUAUAAGGGUUUCAAAGGCUUCUCCUUCUCCAACAUACCCCCUGUCUAAAUCCUCGUACUUCCAACAACUUCUCUACACUUGUACAGAUUUUCUUCACUGUGAUCUACGUUCUCCCUCCCCUUUUCUUUUUUGACUACUAAUAACAAUGUAUCCGUUUGCUGUUGGUGAAGGAUUCUAUGUGGUUUGCGUGUGCAAUAUCGAGAUAGUUCUUUUUUCAAAGUUUUAUGUGGUUGCGGUCGGUCACACAACCGAUUCAAUGAAGCCCUCUAUAUAUACAUAGUAAAUUUCAGAACAUAAUCGAGUCUUUUAUCUAUA